Messenger RNA from Dreissena polymorpha, 4687 nucleotides. RefSeq lists its product as uncharacterized. The transcript is spliced from 4 exons. Gene Ontology annotation, molecular function: serine-type endopeptidase inhibitor activity. Lineage: Eukaryota; Metazoa; Mollusca; Bivalvia; Myida; Dreissenidae. The record is from RefSeq and is a predicted model, not a curated record. Bases 38 to 1090 code for a protein of 350 amino acids.
GGGUACUCGAAUAACGCUCGACGAUGACGCCAUAGAAAUGUGCAAGAAAUACAAGAUGAUGUGUAGGACGGGAAAGGUGUGCGCAGUGCAACAUUUUGAUUGGCCGAAAAACAUCAGUAUUCCCGUCUGCAUCCCGCUCUCUUUCGUACCACCUGAGUACUCCCAAGUGCGAAAUGCUUACUGUCAACUUCCGGCGGACCCAGGUAGAUGCCACGCGCGCUACAUCCGCUGGUAUUUCAAGUCGGAGGCCGGCGAAUGCACGCACUUCCAGUUUGGUGGUUGCGAUGGCAACCAGAACAAUUUCAUGAGCAAGAGGGAGUGCGAAACGACCUGUAUGGCCACACCGACCAUACGGCUCUUCGAUGAUAACCAGCCGGUUGUGAUUGCCCAGCCCAUAGACACACAGAGAGACCCGAAGUUGAGCUACGAGGCCCUCAACUCGGUCAAGGAGGAGCCGAAGCCAGCUCACACUUUCGACCGCUACCAAGUGGGCCGACAACGGAAUAACCAGGUACGCAACGACGAGGCCAACACUCGCACCCGUCGCCGACUGGACAAGGAAAAGGACAAGGAACGAAAGCGCAAAGAACGCGAGCGGAAACGCGAAAAGAAACGUUUGCGGAAGCUGAUGAAACAAGAGAUAAGAAGAAAGUUGAGAUUGGAACAGCUGCAGAAGGAAAGAGAGGAAGAGAGGAAAAAGAACAAUAAGGAAAAGCCGGAUGUGAUGCUUGAGCAGCCAGUGGAUGAUAUAAAGGAACUCGCUAGCAAGAACAAUGUGAAAACUACAACUGAUCUCGCAAGAGAAACUAAAGACAUGAUAACAGGGAAAAGUCAAAGACAAACUGACAAAGAAAAAAGACGAGAAGAGCGACGGAAGGAGCGGCGGUUACAGAAACGCCGCGAAAAGCAGCGUAAGCGCCAUGAGCGAGAGAGACAGAGACUGCUAGCGGAGGAUACAGAGGAUAUAGAUGAACCACUUCGUGACUUAGUAACCGUACCAAAAUCGGACAAGUCUCCUCAGUUGGGCUCGAAAGUGGGUCAGGGUAAAGUCACUUCAAGUCCUAGAGUUAGUGUAACGCGAUCGUCGUGAGUUGAGUUGUCACAUGACAAUACACGUGUAGAAAACACACGACAUUAGUGUAUACAGUGCACGGAAAAGGUGUUGAAAUGCCUGAAAACUAACAUACACACAAACCAAAAAUGACGUAGGAUAAGAAUGAAAUGAGGUAUUACAGCGAUGUAUGUGUAUGUUUUAUGAUGAAACCAAAAACGGCCAGUUUUGCAUAUUUUAUUGUAAACCGUGUACAUUCUUUCAUGGUUGUUUUGUACUUUUGUUCGUUGGUACCUUAUUCUUCAAAAUACGAAUGAGAUGACUGUGAAAGAAGCGUCGACUAAAGCUUCAGCGAGAUAUUACGUCGACAUCGUAUAUAUGCGCUAACAGACGCUAUGAAAACCACUGAAACGCUCUUUGGUGUAUGCAUAGUUUUAUAACGUCGGAACUAGACUAUUAACCACUCUUUGUUGAAAAGAAUCUAGAAAUCUAGAUUCCUAUGAAUAAAUGCUGAUCAGUUUUUGUCGAGACAUGACAAAUGUGUUUUGGCAGGCGAUAGUGGACGCUUUGUGUGUGUUUGUUAAUAAUUUCUUUACAAAAAAUCUCUAUUUAAAGUUGUUAUGUUUCAAAAGAAUGAUUUAGUAUGGCAUAGUUUAGUUCAUGAUGAAGUUUACUGCCAUGUCUGUAUAUGUAGACAUGCUCGUCUAUAACACACUAGAAUUAUGGUUGCUUCAAUAGAAUGAAACAAAACAGUUGAUCUCGAAAAGUCAACUUCAAGUUUCGUACAGCAUGAGAAUGCGUGCAUUUUAUAAACGUUGUUACGGUAACUACCUUCAAAUGAAUCUUAUUUCACCUACUUACCUUGAUAUUUAUUUUGGGUGUUGCAUUUUGUUUUUCAUUUCGAGUUCAUGACUGACGAAUACGUGUAACUAUGACACCAUUUCGUUAUAUUCCACUUCAGUGGCUUCAUUACAUAUACUAGUAAUUUGUGAAACGAAACUAUUCUUAUCGUCAAUUAUAAUCAAGAUGGCUACAGCAUAUAACUCAACACGGCUGAAGUUUCCCGCCAGGUUCUUUUCGAGGCAACGUUAACCAUAACACCACCAAAACUUAAUUGGAUGAACUAUAUUGACAUAUUAUGUACAUAUUUAUCAUAUACCGAAAGACAUACCCUAUCAGCUGUCGCAAUUCGUACCACGUGACCGAACGAUAGUUAACUGCAUUGAACAAUCCGAGUUUAACGGUACAUUUCCAAUCAUUUUCCCUGUUUCAUUUUCUCUUCACGAAAAAUCGAUACAAUCUGCAUGAUGUUAAAGUAUGUAUUUUGCUUCCGUUGAAAAAAAUAUGUCCCACGUAUGAACACAUGGUAUAAGUAACAUAUCAAGUAUUAUUGAGAUCAUUUUGUCCAUAAACAUUUCUUACCGCUAACGUCAAUCAACGACAAAAUGUGCAGUGAACGCUCUUUGAUAGGUAUAUGAUUAACCUUUUUUAACAGCAUUGCACACAAUACUGAGAACUCGUACACAAUUUGCAUACUCAUGAUGGACUCGCCUAUAAGCUUUUCCUAUCAAGAAUGUUAGCUGGGUAAUCGUCCAAGUACAUCAACAUACAGUACGUAACUCUGUUAAAUAACCCACCAAGGAUGUUAGCAGUGUAAUCGUCAAAGUACAUCAACGUAUACAGUACGUAACUCUGUUAAAUAACCCACCAAGAAUGUUAGCUGUGUAAUCGUCCAAGUACAUCAACAUACAGUACGUAACUCUGUUAAAUAACCCACCAAGGAUGUUAGCAGUGUAAUCGUCAAAGUACAUCAACGUAUACAGUACGUAACUCUGUUAAAUAACCCACCAAGAAUGUUAGCUGUGUAAUCGUCAAAGUACAUCAACGUAUACAGUACGUAACUCUGUUAAAUAACCCACCAAGAAUGUUAGCAGUGUAAUCGUCAAAGUACAUCAACAUACAGUACGUAACGCUGUUAAAUAACCCACUAUUAUCAUCAUCAGUUUCAACAAAAAAGUUAACAUUUAUUCACACAUCAGUCAUUUUAAUGUGUAUAUGUUGCCUCUAUUUUUUCUAUACAUUUAAUUCUGGUUAUAUUUCAUUCAUUGGAAAUAUAUUCCGGCAAAUUGGUGGUUGUCCAUAUCAAUUAUGUAACAUUAUACGUAUUGGUGUGUAAUAUUAUUUGCGAUUGCUAUCCAUUGAUUUAUACAACGAGGUUUUGUACAUUUGUUUCAUUUGUCGCUUCCAAAGUGUACUGAUUUUUAGCUCUACUUCGAAAGUAACUUUUCCACUUAAAUUCGUUUAAAACUGUAACGAAACAUUCGUAUGUAUUUUUUCAUGUUAAAAUAUCAAACAAUUUUCGUAUUAAAAAAGUUACUGUUCCUAGUUCAGAAUAUCUAUUUAAUUGCAAACUCGUAAUUGGCAAUCGAAUUAAUACAGAGUACUUGAUUGUAUAUAUUAUAGUUAUGUUAUACAAGAUUGUUAGUGUUGUGUCAUAUUACUGUUAAUGUAACAUGCACAUAUUUAAUAUCGAUAUAAUAUAUAUCAUUAUUUUGUAGUUAACUGUUUACUGUGUUUUAUCUGUAUUGAUUCAAAUGCUUCAGACAGGUUGUUAUUGCAAUUCCCAUUGCAUUUUCAAUUUCAGAAAUCAGAUGCAACAAUGAAGUAGAAAAUGUGUUUUUUGGCAAAUAUGAGUAAAAUUUUGAAAACUUGAUUUGUUAAAGUACAUAAAUAUUUUGCACGUAUCUGUUAUACAUUAAUGUAUAAAGAAUAAUUCUUUGUGUUUAAUAGAUAUACCUUCAUCAAUGGAGUUAAUAUGAAUACCUUUUGUAGCUGUUUUUGUAAACAUUUAUUAUGGCAUCGUGGCAGAAACAAUUAUCUGUGUAAUACUUUUAUACAAGUCAUAAGCUUGUCAAUAUUUACUUGAUUUAUUCACACCAAAAUGUUUAUCGAAUUAUUGACUUUGUAUUGCUGUAAUAUCAAUUGGCCAAUAUAAUUGCUUCUGCAAUACAAUAUUUUAAUAAAAACGAUGUCGGAAUUCUCGAGCCAAAUGAAGACACUUACUAAGAUAAAGUUUAUUGACGACUUAUGCCCUGAAUAAAGUAAUUCUUAGAAAUGUUUAAACGCACUUUGGUUAAUGGAACAAUUAAUAUUCAAGCGAAUAUUUAAACGAAAUCGACGUGUCACAUUGUAUAUAAAUCUGUGUUGAACAUUAUUCAACUAAAUAUGGAUGCAUUAAAAUAUAUAUGAUGCUAUAAAUUUUAGUUAAGGACCUUUUGUAAAUGCUAUCUAUACUCACACAUAACAAUUUGGGGUGAAAGGAUUGUUGAAAACUGAAUAAAUUUCAAUUUUUAUUUAAUAGGAAAAACACAUACUGCAUCUGCAUUUAUAGUUAUGUGAUACUUGAAUAUAUAUAUAUUACUUGUUUCUAUAACGUAUCCUUUUUCAUUGUGUAUUAAUGUAGUAAAUUAUGAUCCGCUAUUCUCGCCACUGUAAAUCAUAUUAAUGUUUUAUGUCAUGCAUCGAAUCAUUGCACAUUAGUACAGUGAUAGGUUUAACUUGUUUGUUGAAAUCAGUAGAUGUUCAUAUUUUCACGAGUUCCUUCAGUAAAUUAUCGAAUAAAUCAUUGUUACUACA